CAAACGUCUUUCACGCCCUGCACACGUCACGUGUUUGGUCAGCUAAGGGCGGAACAAGAGGGCGCACGGCUAUAUUACGCACAUCAUGUCAGACAAGCAAGAACGACGACGGAAGGAUGAGGCGGUGCGAGCGACGAUCAUGCAGAAGCUCAUAGAGACCGGGGAGCGCGAGAGGCUCAAAGACCUCCUGCGAGAACGUCUCAUCCAGUGCGGAUGGCGGGACGAGCUCAAGGAGCACUGCAAGGAGAUCAUCCGAGGCAAAGGGUUGGAGAAGAUAUCUGUCGAUGAGCUUGUGGACGAAAUAACUCCGAGAGGCAGAGCAACGGUUCCCGACGAUAUCAAAGCCGAGCUGCUGCAAAGGAUAAGGAAGUUCUUGCAAUCGACAUGAUUUCGGUUGAUCGCGAAAAGCCUGCUCGGCUGCUGAUUGGUUUAUUGUUUUUUGUGUAUUGUAUGCAUAUAUAUGUUUCUUGUUCCUGCUCACGGCCACUAGAGAAAACAUCUUGCUGGAGAACACAUGUGCCUGCGUUUUGUUGUUUCCGCAGGCACGUGGCGUUGAUUUGUUCGUCAUGUGAGUGCUUGGCUGUAGCAAUGUGAGAUAGAGAGGCACGUCCAUGAAAGUGCAAUUUGUCCGAGCAAAACGUAGAGGAUAGUCGUUUUAGGAUAGUCCACCCCUGCAACGCAGUACAUUUGUUUUCAGCUUGGUUGACCGGGACUUUCCUUGCGGGAUCAUUGUUGAUGGCGCACGUGAGGCCUUUUUC
Ectocarpus siliculosus is the source of this 758-nucleotide messenger RNA. Lineage: Eukaryota; Phaeophyceae; Ectocarpales; Ectocarpaceae. The record is from the annotation of a GenBank genome assembly.